UGCAUCUAGUAGUAGGGCAGCAGGGCUGGAGCGGCUGCGCCGAGGGACGCGAAGCCUCUCUGGCCAUCAUCCUCUUCCCCGCUCUGCCUCUGCCCCGAAUCGGACGCGGCGAGGGUGGGCGGGCGGUUCUGCGUGCCGCCCCCCGCGGGCUCCUUUGUUAUUCCGGCCGAGCGCCGCUGCCGCGCCCCCAGCCUCGGCCGUGCCGCCCCCCGCGGGAGCGCGCCCCGCUCCCCGCUCGCCCCCGCCCCGCCCCGCCGCCGCCGCUGCCCGGCAGAACCUUCCAGCGCCGCCGCCCCGCGGGGCCGCCGCCAUGGGCGCCGCCCCCGCGCCGCGCUGAGCCCGCGCCCGGAGCCCCGAGCCCCCGCCAUGGAGCUGGGCAAGGUGACCGUCAGCAUCAAUAAGGCCAUUAAUGCACAGGAAGUGGCUGUCAAGGAGAAACAUGCCAGGACAUGCAUCCUGGGAACACACCAUGAGAAGGGAGCACAGACCUUCUGGUCAGUGGUGAACCGGCUGCCGCUGUCCGGCAAUGCUGUGCUCUGCUGGAAGUUCUGCCAUGUCUUCCACAAGCUCCUCCGGGAUGGACAUUCCAAUGUCCUGAAAGACUCUGUGCGAUACAAGAAUGAGUUGAGUGACAUGAGCAGGAUGUGGGGCCACCUGAGCGAGGGCUAUGGUCAGCUCUGCAGCAUCUACCUCAAACUGCUGAGAACCAAGAUGGAAUUUCACACCAAGAAUCCCCGAUUCCCUGGAAAUCUGCAGAUGUCUGACCGGCAACUUGAUGAGGCUGGGGAGAAUGACGUCAAUAACUUUUUUCAGCUGACGGUGGAGAUGUUUGACUACCUGGAGUGUGAGCUGAACCUCUUCCAGACAGUGUUCAGCUCUCUGGACAUGUCACGCUCAGUGUCGGUGACAGCAGCAGGGCAGUGCCGUCUGGCCCCACUCAUCCAGGUGAUCCUGGACUGCAGCCACCUCUAUGACUACACUGUCAAGCUGCUCUUCAAGCUCCACUCCUGUCUGCCAGCAGAUACACUGCAGGGCCACCGGGAUCGCUUUCUGGAGCAGUUCCAAAAGCUCAAGGACCUUUUCUACCGCUCCAGCAACCUCCAGUACUUCAAGCAGCUGAUUCAGAUCCCGCAGCUGCCAGAGAACCCUCCCAAUUUCCUGCGUGCCUCUGCACUGUCUGAGCACAUCAGCCCUGUGGUGGUGAUCCCCGCCGAGGCGUCCUCGCCUGACAGCGAGCCCAUUACAGACCUGGUGGAGAUGGACGCAGCCUCGCAGAGCCUGUUUGACAACAAGUUUGAUGACAUCUUUGGCAGCUCCUUCAGCUGUGACCCCUUCAACUUUAACAGCCAGAACGGGAUGAACAAGGAUGACAAGGACCGGCUAAUUGAGCAGCUUUAUGGGGAGAUCACAGCCCUGAAGGAGGAGCUGGAGAACUUCAAGGCUGAGAGUGCACGGGGUGCAGUGCAGCUGCGUGGCCGUGCCAGCGAGUUGGAGGCUGAGCUGGCCGAGCAGCAGCACCUGAAGCAGCAGGCACAGGAUGAGAGUGAGUUCCUGCGUGCAGAGCUGGAAGAGCUGAAGAAGCAGCGGGAGGACACGGAGAAGGCUCAGCGGAGCCUGACGGAAAUUGAGAGACGGGCACAGGCCAAUGAGCAGCGGUACAGCAAACUGAAGGAGAAGUACAGCGAGCUGGUGCAGAACCAUGCUGACCUGCUGCGCAAGAAUGCAGAGGUGACCAAGCAGAUUACAGUGGCCAGGCAGGCUCAAGGGGAUGUGGAGCGGGAGAGGAAGGAGCUGGAGGACUCCUUCCAGCGUGUGAGUGAGCAGGCACAGAGGAAGGUGAGUAGGGAUGGUGGGGGACACACCAGGAAUGAGCUGGGGCUCCCCAUGGGGCACCAGUGCUGCCAGCCUCUCCCCUUGCUGCAGUCUCAGGAGCAGGCAGAGGUGCUGGAGACACUGAAGCGGGAGCUGGCAGCCAGCAGACAAGAGUUGCAGGUCCUCCAGGGCACGCUGGAGUCCAGCACACAGGCAGGAGUGGAGCAGAACACUCGGAUUGCCAGCCUGGAGCAGGAGAGGGACAGGCUGAGCCAAGCAGCAGAGCAGCACAGGGACAAGAUGGCAGCUUUGCAGGCUGAGCUGCAGCAGCUGCGGGACACACUCAGCCGUGAGCAGGAGAGCAGCAGGACAGAGCUGGAGAUGCUGCAGACCCAGCUGAGAGACAAGGAGAGCACAGAACGAGCGCUGCAGCAGCGCCUGGCCGAGGAGCAGCUGUCCCUGCUGCAGGGCACCAUGCACGAGGCUGAGUGCAUGGUGCAGGACGCCCUGGCUCGCAUGGAGGAUCCUGCUCAUAUCAGCUGCACCGGCUCAGCAGAUUGCCUCCUGUCCCAGACGCUGGCAGCCUCUGAGUGCGCAGAACGGCUGCGGGACGCACACAGCAAGUACAUUUCAGAUGGCGCAGCCGUGGGCUCCCUGCUGCCCCACCUGGCACUCUUCGCCCACCUGGUCAGCAACACCCUCCUGCAGGGCAGUGCAACCUCCCAUGUGGCCCCUGUGGAGCCUGCUGACCGUCUGCUGGAGCUGUGCAAGCAGUGUGGCAGUGAGACUGUGAGCUACCUCAGCGCCCUGCAAGACCCAGGGAUGGUCGCAAGUGCUGACUGCAGCCUGGUGACAGCCUGCCUGGGCCAGAUCAGCGCUAUUGGGGAGGAGCUGCGUCCCAGAGGUCUGGACGUCAAGCAGGAGGAGCUGGGUGACCUAGUGGACAAGGAGAUGGCAGCGACGGCCGCGGCCAUUGAAAUAGCAUCUGCCCGUAUUGAGGAGAUGCUGAGCAAGGCACGGGCUGGUGACACUGGGGUCAAACUGGAAGUUAACGAGAGGAUUCUGGGCUCCUGCACAGGCCUCAUGCAGGCCAUCCGUGUCCUGGUCCUGGCCUCCAAGGAUCUCCAGAGAGAGAUCGUGGAGAGUGGACGGGGUGCAGCAUCCCCCAAGGAGUUCUAUGCCAAGAAUUCACGCUGGACUGAGGGUCUCAUCUCUGCUUCCAAGGCAGUGGGCUGGGGUGCCACUGUCAUGGUUGAUGCUGCUGACCUGGUAGUGCAAGGCAAGGGGACAUUCGAGGAGCUGAUGGUCUGUUCCCGGGAGAUUGCGGCCAGCACUGCUCAGCUGGUGGCAGCCUCCAAGGUGAAGGCAGACAAAGACAGCGCCAACCUCUGCAAGCUCCAGCAAGCCUCCCGGGGUGUCAGCCAGGCCACAGCCAGUGUGGUGGCCUCCACCAAGGCUGGGAAGUCUCAAGUGGAGGAGAAAGAUAGCAUGGACUUCUCCAGCAUGACACUCACCCAGAUCAAGCGUCAGGAGAUGGACUCACAGGUGCGGGUGCUGGAGCUGGAGAACCAGCUGCAGAAGGAGCGGCAGAAGCUGGGGGAGCUGCGCAAGAAGCACUACGAGUUGGCUGGCGUGGCUGAGGGCUGGGAGGAGGACGGAGCCGCGUCCAGAACCAGAGCCGAGCCGCCAGCAAGACCCCAGGGCUGGGGCGAGGGCGCAAACUACACCUGUAUUUAUUAGAGCUGCUGGGGGUGGGGGGAGGCGUCUACACGGGGGUCUUUAACCCUUUAGUUUUUUAUUUUGCACAGGUUCUGGGAACUCCUAGAGCCUUCUCUGGCUGAGUGAGAGCGGUCAGACUUCUCUUGCCUCUCGCUGCUUUUCCAGCCUUAAUCCAGCCUCUGGCUCGACAUGAAUGUCCCCCCGCCCUGGGGAUGAGCAUACUGAAGGCCCCGGGGGUGCCACCGGGUGGGGGACAGCCUUUGGGGUGCUGCUGGGCUUGGUGCUAAGUGUGCUCCCCCUCAGCGGGGACACCGAGUGCCUUUGGCCACUGCAGGCUGAGAGGUGGUGUUCCUGUGGGAUACCCUGGCUGGUGACACAGGGUGCUAGGAACAGCUAGGAAAGGGGCAGCAGCAGGAGGGAUGCUGCCAUGAGCUCCUGUCCCUCCUUCCAGGUCCCCAAAACGCCUUCCAAGCCCCCCUGAGCUGGGCUGCUCUGCCCUGCCAGUUCACUGUGUUCAUGCCAGCAAUAAACCCUCUGCAAGGUGCUGGGUCUGGGUUUGGGCCACCACAGUGCCACCACAGAAGCCUGGGGACAGGGUGUGACUCUAGGGCAGCACCACAGAGGGUUUGGGGGGAAGGCAGGGUGCCCCAAAACCAGAGCACCCCAAAACCAGAGUAAGCAGCUCCCUGUCCCUGCUCACUUCAGUGCCACCCUGAUGUCAUCACCACCCUCUUGGGUGCAGGGGGACCAGGGCCAGUGUGGGCUGUGGGUAGGGGUGGCCAUGGAGCUGGCACCAGCCAGGGAACCUUUGUGCCUUGAGUAGGGGGCUCAGAGGGCAGGGGGCAUCAGCCACCUCUGGGCCCCCCAGUUCAUCUCGCUGCAGUGGAGACAGUGACGUCAGACCAUGCAGCAAUGUCCCCAUCUCCCACGGUCCUGCUGGUGCCCCUGCUGGGGCCAGUGUCCCUCCACUUGGGGUACUGAGGACAGGAUUUGGCCUUUCUCCCUUUGGGAAGAGUCUGGGCUGUCACUGUGUGCUUUUCCAGCAAUGCCCACCUGUCAGCACCCAGCUGGCACCUGGAGCAGUGGGACAUGUCACUACCAUGGCCUCAGAGCUGCCACCCCUCCAUGCAGCCACCCAGCGUGCAGGGACCCACUGUUCCCGUGUCCCCCACCAGCCCUGCUGCCGGACCACCUGCUCUGUGCGCCAGCCCACUGGAGGGACCUGGGGUCCUGCUGGUUCCCCAUCCUCAACCCAUGCUGGCUCCCCUUGGAUGCAAUGCCAACCAUCCCGUUCCUGCAGAACACGGGGAGCCCCAAAACCCUCCCCGCUAUUUUUGGGGGGACUCUCGCCUGCACGCCCAACUACCUCAGGCCUUGGGGUCAGGAGUGGCAUGGGGGUCACAGUGGCAGUGGAGUCUUGGGGACAGCGGCACUGCUCUCGGCCUAAUCCAGUUGUCCUUUUUGUAUCCCAGCCAGGCGUGGGCAGAGGGUCCCUGCGGUGUCCCCAGUGAUGGCAGCUGGUGACAGGGACGGCAGGGGUCCUCCCCCCGCACUGCAGGGCAAGUUGAUUUGGAUUUUCAUUGUAUGAUGAUGACCAUGUUGUUGAUUUUGGAUUUUUCAAUAAAGCCUUCAGCCCAGCC
Molecule: messenger RNA, 5171 nt
Organism: Motacilla alba alba
Lineage: Eukaryota; Metazoa; Chordata; Aves; Passeriformes; Motacillidae
Gene: HIP1
Product: huntingtin interacting protein 1
Exons: 30
Coding region: 367-3552 (1061 amino acids)
Biological process (GO): actin filament organization; clathrin coat assembly; endocytosis
Cellular component (GO): presynapse; extrinsic component of postsynaptic membrane; clathrin-coated vesicle
Molecular function (GO): phosphatidylinositol-3,5-bisphosphate binding; clathrin-cargo adaptor activity; actin filament binding
Source: RefSeq, a predicted model, not a curated record